AUGAUCGCAACUGGUGUUUGUGGCGUCGCGCUGGUGCUGGUGUUGGUGGUUCUGAUCCCGGUCAUGGUGAACACCGCCGGGACUCCUGCCCGCUAUGAGAUGCUCGGAUCCUGUCAAAUGGUGUGCGACUCUCACGGGACAGCGGCCACGGCCACGGCCAAGGCAACCAACCCGAUCAAAGACAACCGUCUGGUUCAGUCGCUUCCGACGUUCAUCCAAGGUCCUCAAGGAGAGCCGGGACGCGUCGGGAGGAUGGGUCCGAGGGGUCCGGGUGGGGAGCCCGGGCCACCUGGACCUGCUGGUCCGCCCGGAGAAAGAGGGGCACCGGGCCCUCCGGGUCCACCCGGAGCACCCGGAAUAAAUGGGCCCACCGGUGCCAUCAGCGCUGCCACUUACAACACAGUCCCAAAGAUUGCGUUUUAUGCAGGACUUAAGAAGCAACAUGAGGGAUAUGAAGUGUUGAAAUUCGACGACGUAGUCACAAAUCUUGGGAACCACUAUGACCCCUCUACAGGGAAAUUCACCUGCUCAAUACCUGGGAUUUACUUCUUUAUUUACCACGUGCUGAUGCGAGGCGGGGAUGGAACCAGCAUGUGGGCUGACCUCUGCAAGAACAACCAGGUGCGAGCCAGUGCCAUCGCCCAAGACGCCGACCAGAACUACGACUACGCCAGCAACAGUGUCGUCCUACACCUCGAGCCCGGGGACGAGAUUUACAUCAAGCUGGACGGCGGAAAGGCGCACGGGGGCAACAACAACAAGUACAGCACCUUCUCCGGCUUCAUGUUGUACGCCGACUGAAACACGGAGACGAUCUGCCGAGGUGGAGAAGACCUGCUCUGCAUAUCGCUUGCUUCACUGCUCAUGCUCAAUUCAAUGUCAGGUGGAAUAUUAGAGACAUUUCCAUAUUGCUAAAGAGUCCAAAAAGAUGUGGGGGACGUCAUGCAAAAAAAAGAACUUCACUUUGCAAUGAAGAGCUUUCGGUGUAAUACAGAAUAAUAAUGAAUUUUAAAGUAUCCAUCAGAUGGAUUCGUGUCGCACCCUGAAUGAACUGCUGAGCUUUACAAAUUAAGUUUGCUGAUAUGUCAGACAUUCUGUAGCUGCUGUGGUGACACAUACCGAGAGUGUACACUGAAAGUUCGAUGUAAUGACCUUUAGCACUCAAUCAGGUGCUGAAAUUAUAUUCACAUAAUCACCACUCUGUUCAGUGUUAGUCAAUAUGUGUGCUUUAUUGAAAAAAAUGAUAGUUGAUGCAUUUUGAGUGAAAACGUAAGUAGUGAUGCAUGAUUCUAAAAUGACAUUUCAACUCUGUGCAGCAUAAUAACACUUUAAAGAUAAACUGAUUCUGUAAAGGGCCAUUGUGAUGUUCAUAUUGAAGCGCUGUCACCAAAUAAUCACUGUAACUCACUUUCCUUGUCUCAAUACGACAGCUGGUUGGGGCAACAGGGUGGUCUGACGGUUAGUCAAGAUCACAAAACUGGACAGUCACACUGACGGGAAUGUUUCCUCGAGCACGACCACGGACAUCGAUCUGCCUGCGUGUUUGUUGAGUCCCUCCAGAUAAGACUGUCGGCUAAUGUGUACAAUACAAUGUAAAAUUAAAUCCUCUUGUUCACUUUCUAAUCCUCUGGGAAGAUUAAUCAAAAGUUACAUAGCUGUUCAGUGCACUGUGGCGAUCAUGCCAUUGAUCAUGUGAUGAAGUCACCCUGUGAGGCCACCUGUUCCCAGAUGAGAGGAGAACAUGUCCUUCAUCUGGGCCUGCCAGCCAGUCAGCCUCCCAUAGACACCCAGACACCCACUGAGGGGCAACAGGACAACUCAUCUAACACAGCCGCAUUGUGUGGAGAGCAGAGCAGCAUACUGAUUACCAGCCUGCUCAUU
Micropterus dolomieu (smallmouth bass) is the source of this 1881-nucleotide messenger RNA. It is a transcript of the gene c1ql3b, whose product is annotated as complement component 1, q subcomponent-like 3b. NCBI's taxonomy places the organism in Eukaryota, Metazoa, Chordata, Actinopteri, Centrarchiformes, Centrarchidae. The record is from RefSeq and is a predicted model, not a curated record. The transcript is spliced from 2 exons. Gene Ontology annotation, molecular function: protein binding. The coding region runs from base 1 to 801 and encodes 266 amino acids.